This is a messenger RNA of Oryzias latipes (Japanese medaka), 1286 nucleotides long. RefSeq names its product chromosome 1 C4orf33 homolog (gene c1h4orf33). Lineage: Eukaryota; Metazoa; Chordata; Actinopteri; Beloniformes; Adrianichthyidae. The record is from RefSeq and is a predicted model, not a curated record.
GAUGGAAGUAGAUAACGAAAAGCUUAAAGGUUCCAGCAGCGGCGUUGUGUGGAAACAGGCUUUGACACCAUGGCGUUGAGUCGUGGACUUGGGUUUUUAAUGCUGCUUCACCUUUUACUUUGCUGUGAAUCUCUAUCUUUGCCACAGAUGGAGUUCUCCAUCAAGCACACCUGGGACAGCAACCCCGUGGACCACGACCCCAUCAGGGUGGUCUUUUCCCCUGGGCUGGGGGGGUUGAAGAUGUAUGUGUAUGGUCCGUUCUUCAAUGAUCCUGCGGCUCCUGCUGGACCCCCCAGUCAGGCGUUCCCGGGACUGUGGGAUUAUGAAGUUGUGGAGUCUUUCUUCCUUGAUAGCACUACAGAAAAUUACCUGGAGGUGGAGCUUUGCCCGCACGGACAGCAUCUGAUCUUGCUGCUGUCGGGAGUGGGCCAAGCAUUCACGCAACAGCUGCCCAUGGUGUUCACCACCACAAUCACAGGAGACCGGUGGUUUGGGGAGGCUCUAAUCCCCUGGUCCUAUUUUCCUCCCAAUGUCAACAAAAUGAACUCCUACGCUAUUCAUGGGUCUGGAGAGAAGCGGACGUACGAGGCCCUUUACCCCAUCCCCAAAGAAGAGAUACAGGAGGGCCAAAAGCCCAACUUCCACCGUCUGGAGUAUUUCCAAGAAUUCCGCCUGCAGAGCAUUAUGGGAGAGGAUUGGAUCCAGCCAGAAUCCGAUCUGUGGCUGGGAAAGCCAUGAGCUGUCAGAAAGAAAAAAAAAUGCAGCUUCUUUCUAUUUGUGUUUUCUUUUCACUUUCUUUGCACAUAAACGCAAACUCACCACAACAGCAGCGGGGCAAAGCCUUUUGGACAGGAAGCAGAGAGCCGACUGUCUUCAGGAAUCAGUCAUGCUAAACGAGAUGACAGGAAAGGUGUCAUCUGUCUGUCACUCACAUCAGAUACACACAUCACAGCUCUGGACAUCAGCUCUGGCGGCCUGAACAAAGUGUGGCCUGCAGCGCUGACGUGCUCGCGGACUUCCAAGGCUCAGCUUGACAUUCUGCUCCGCUCCUGCUCAGCUCGUACAUUUCUUCCAACAUUUGCUUCUUUUGCCCUCAUAGUUUGUCUUUUGUCCAAAGCUCCAUUCUCCAUUUAUGAUUUUACUCAUUUUCAGACCAGCCCUUCACCUGACUGCAAGGUAGUUCUCUAACAGAAUUCUCCUAAAACAAUGCCACAACGAUGAGACACAGCAAUACAUUGAAUUGUGGUUGGAUGAAUGCAGGCUCAUUAAAACAACUUUUAACAUGA